AUGAAUGAGCCUGUGUUUGGUAUUUAUUUACGUGGCGUGAAGCACAAUGUUGUGGCGUCUCCAUCCAUGAUGAAGGAGGUUCUCUCUGUUGAGGAUGCCUCAAAUUCAGAGGUCCUUGGUCAAGCCUUGCAAAAUGUCUUUGGUGACCGCAGCCUUAUUCGCAAUUUGAAUCUUGAUAGCAACCAAGGGGUUAAAGACAAGGCUUUUGCCAUUUUGAAUGACGACUCUUUCAUCCUUGAGGGUUCAUCCACAAUUAAUCGCCUGGUGCAGCAUAACAUGCCGAAUCUGGUGAGCUUCUGCCGAAGCCAGGUCGACCAAAACCCCUGGGAACGUGGAAUCAGUCAAGUCGAAGUUCCCGACGAAGCAAACCAGACAGUCUGUGAGGCCAAUUUGUUCGCGCUUUUGAGUAAUUUUAUCGGCCACAACGUCUCUACUUUCUUGAUGGGCGAUGCCUUCGUCGAUAACUUUCCCAAUCUUGCAGAGGAUCUCGGUAGACUUGACGAUACCUUCGUUACCUUGUUUAUUGGCACCGCUCGCUGGGUUCCCAACCCAGCGGCUUCAGCCGGUCAUGCAGCAAGCGACCGACUCCGCCAUAUCAUGUCAGUUUUCCACCGAGCACUCACUGCCGUGGAUGAUGGAAUCGAUCCCGGGAUCGAAUUGCGUGACCUCGACGAUGUCUCUGAAAUAGUCAAGGAUAGGAUGCGAAUGUUCCGCAAGCUGGAAUUAUCUUCAGGAGCCAGUGCUGCUGGGCACUUGUCACUAUAUUAUGAUCUGAUCGAACACACGACCAAAAUUUCUUUCUGGGCAAUCACGCAUAUAUUUGCCGAUCCUACUCUUCUCGACCAGGUUCGCAAAGAGAUAGCACCUUAUGUGGUAGCUUCGCGACCAACCCGCCAAGAAACCGGUUUUCCCUUCGAUGAACCUCCCCGACUCUCGAUUGAUAUCGAGAAAGUCCUUACUUUGUGUCCGUUAUUCAUAGCAUGUUAUUAUGAAACCGUGCGUCUUCAUUCGGCCGGUAUCACAUUCAAGAAACCGGCCUCCGACAUUGCACUUUCCGAAUCGGCAGAAGAAGCUGCGUAUGCCCUGAUGGAGCCCCGUCAAUACAAAAUCCAAAAAGGAGAGAGGAUCAUUGUACCCCAUGGAGCCUACUACCAUGAUUCCCGUUACUUUUCGAACCCGGAUCAAUUCGAUCCCCUGCGGUUCCUCGUUACGGUCCCUGAAACAGGUGCCCAACGAGCUGAUCCAAGUAUUCUUACACCUUUUGCGGAGGGUCUAUAUGGAUCUACGAACAAUGGUUUCACCGAGAGAUCUAUUUUGACAUUCAUUGGUGGUGUUGUGUCCAUGUGGGAGAUUGAACCCAAGGAUGGGAAAUUCCUCACAGUUCCUGGGCACAAAACUAGCUGGGGAGCUUUCCGACCAACCAAAGAUCUGAGAGUGAAGAUGAAGACGAGGGUUUAA
Messenger RNA from Penicillium soppii, 1458 nucleotides. RefSeq lists its product as uncharacterized. Bases 1 to 1458 code for a protein of 485 amino acids. The record is from RefSeq and is a predicted model, not a curated record. Gene Ontology annotation, molecular function: heme binding; oxidoreductase activity, acting on paired donors, with incorporation or reduction of molecular oxygen; monooxygenase activity. Lineage: Eukaryota; Fungi; Ascomycota; Eurotiomycetes; Eurotiales; Aspergillaceae. The transcript has a single exon.